This is a messenger RNA of Cinara cedri, 8273 nucleotides long. The record is from the annotation of a GenBank genome assembly. NCBI's taxonomy places the organism in Eukaryota, Metazoa, Arthropoda, Insecta, Hemiptera, Aphididae.
GGAAAAAUUUGAUGCAACCUCACUAAAGUAAUCAAGAUAUUUUUUAUUUUGCGUUUUUAAAUUUUUUUUAUUCUAUUCGUUAAUUUAAUUUUUUUCUUCAACUGGUUUAAAAUGAUGUUUUAUCAAACAUCGUCAUCGAUGAUCAGUUAAAAUGUAUUUUUGUUAAUUGUUACUUUUUUAUUUACCUACGCAUUUGGUUUCUAAAUUACGUUAUCGUACGUGAUCUUUUGUUUUCCGGACUAGUUCUCUAUUGUAUUAUAUUAGUGAUAUCAAAAAUGGGCACGGGUGAUGAAGAAUACGAUUAUUUGUUCAAAGGUAAUUAUGUGAUUAUGUUAUUUUUUAUAGGCAAUAUUUUCAAAUAUUUCACUUAAUGAAAUUAUGUUUGUCAAAGAUUGUUUUUAUUUUAACAGCAUAACAAAAAAGAAAUACUAUUUUCAAUUUUAUUGCUUUAGUUAUAAUACUUUGAGUACAUUUUUUUAGAAUAUUAUAUUUACUUGGAUAUUUAGAAAUUUCAUUGUUAUAUAUUUUCUAGAAUUACUCAGAUAUAAUAGUUGGCUUUAAUUAAUAACACAUUAAUUGAUUUGUAUGUAUUAAUUUACUAAAGAUAUAAUUGUAAUGAUUGAAAUUAUCUAUAAUACAUAAUUAUGUAGGUCUAUUAGAUUCCACAUAUACAGUUUAUGUUAAUUUAUUAGAGAUUGGGUUACUUAUUGUGUUUUUGAAUUGGAUCAAUCCAUAAGUACUUAUCUAAUUUUAAUAUUGGUUAAUUUAAAAUAAUAAAAUUCAACUAAUUUUACUUGAGCAAUAAUUUUUAUAUAUAUUGUAAUGUAUAAUUCAACUAAUUAAUGAAUUGUAGAUAUUUUUUAAUUUUAAUUUUAUAAGUAUUUUGUGGUUUAAAAAUUAGAUACCUACCUACCCACUUAUGAAACUCAUUAAUUUGUUAUAUUAUUUUUUUAAUUUCUUAUAUAAAAACUAAAAUUACAAAAUAUCUUUUUAAUUAUUAUUAGUAAUAAUUAUUGUUUAUAUUAUUAAUUUUGAUGCGGAAUCUAUUUAGAUUUAUUAAGUUUAUUUGUUUUUAUUUGUAAUGUUUUAUAUAUAUAUCGGUAUUAUAUAUAAUUUAUUUGACGUUGAACUUAUGAAUUAAAGGUUGGUAUUUAUUACAAUUUAUCUUAAAUAGUACCUAUAAAUUAUCUAUGUCUUUAUUUUAUUUCAUAAGAAUUCUAGUAUAUUCAGAUACCAGUUUUAAGAUAUUGGAUAUGAGUUAAUCAGUUUUUUUAGUUUUAACUGAAUUUAAUGAUUACUUACAAUGUACAAAGGUAUUGCACAGUAAGCUGCUUUGUAAGCAAUUUAUAAACUGUUAAAUGAAAAAAAAAUAAUAAUAUACCAAAAUCAUACAUUUUUUUGGUAACAAAGAAUUAAAGUUGUUUCUUAAAAAAUGUUUAACAUGUAAGCUUACACAUAACUUGUACAUUAGUUGUUAGGACUAUUAUUUAUGUUGUAUUGAAGUUAAUAUGCCUAUGCAUUGCUGUAUCCCUAGUACAUAUUAUUGUUAAUUAAUUUAAAAAUAGUAAGUUUAGGUAGUUGGAUAUUUAGAUAUUUAAAACAAUUAAUUAAUAUGUAUUUGAUAUUCCUCCAAAAUCAUGUUACAUUUUUUUUUAUUAGCUUAAUACUAAUCCUAUGUAUAUAUAUUGAUCGUUAUUGUGGCACACAAAUUAAUUAACUGUUAAAAUAAUUAUACACUAUUCUCUAAGGAGAAUCAGAUUAUAUCCAUUUGUGUAUAUUGUAAUGCACAAAUUAUGGUGUAUAUUUUUUUUACAAUAGAAAUUUAUAUCAGGCCAUAGAUGAAUAAAUUUGUGAAUAACAGUACAACGUGCAAAUUAAAUAAUUAAACAUAAAAAAUUCUCAAAUUAUUCAAAUUACUUAUUAUUACCCACUGAUUGACUCUAUUAAAAACAAUAGGUAUUAGGUACCAAUAUUAUUUAAAAUAAUAAAACUAUUCAAAAUAAAUAUUGUAGUUCAUGAUAUAGCUUUUUAAAUUUUAACUUACUAAUUAUUAUAUAUUUUGUUCUGGCAAUUAAUAUUUUUGUUAAAUUCUUGGAUAGAUGCAUUUAAUUUAUUUUAUGAUUUACCAUUUAGAAAACACCUUAUUGUAGUUUUGACCUUUUAAUAGAGUGGUUUAUUGGCUUUAAUAAAAUCAUUGAAUGCUUAAUAAAGCAAUUUAUUUAUAUUAUUUUAACAAUAGUAUGUAAUAUACAGUGCCGGAAUUUUUUGCUUCGAGAUAAUAAAUUAUUUUAUGUAUACCAUUCUUUAAGUAACCUUAAAUAGUAGUGGAUUUUUAUAUGGUGUAUUUAUAUUAUUAUCUCAAUUAAAUUGUAUUACUUAUGGUGACUUUUUUUUAUAAUGUUAAAUGAUAUUUUUUUUUUAUUUAAACGAAAUUGUGUAGGUAUAAAUAGUAUAGAUUUAGUUUCUGGUUUUUAGUUACAUUAGGUAUAGUAAGACAUUUUAAACCUGUAUUGCAAACACUAAAUAGUAAAUGUAAUAAACAUAUUCUUAAAAUUCAAAGGUUAACUCUUAUUUUUUGGAUGGUUAUAUUUUUGUUUAUUAUAAUAUAAAAAAGUAUGUUUGCAUGGUGUGAAUCAUAAAUUUGGAUGUUCUAAAAAAAAAAAAAAUACUGCAAGGGCAAGAAAUACUUAGCACCUCUAGUCACUUUCAUUUUGGAAUUUGAAUACAAAAAUUAGAAAUUUUUUAUGAUUUUUGGUUUCUUUUCUUUACACAAAAUAAUAUACAUAAUUAUAUAAGAUAAUAAUAAUAUAUUUGUGUAUCAUUUAUUGUUAAUUAUAUUAUGUAAUAUUACCUAUAACAUAUUGGAUAUGUAUUGUAAAUAUUCAAGAUUUGACUGUAAUGAUAAAUUAAGAAAAAUAAAUUGAAUUGGUGUAAUAUUGGUUUGAUUAGCUUUUAUUAUUUAUAAUUGGAUUACCCAGUAUUUCUCGUGCUUGCCCCUAUCAAUAUCAUAGUCAAUCAUUGUUGCCCGGUAAUUUGUCUUUUUAAAAGGGCACUUCCCCUUGUUUGUGACAGUCAAAUAAAAUAAUAGGAGCUGUGGUUUUAAAUUCAUAUAUGUCACUUAAGGUAACCCAAAAAUCAACCCGAAUAAAGAAUUCAAUUUUUCAUAUUAAAAUAUCAAAAAAUAAAUGUGAACAGUGGUUUAUCCUUUAGUUAAAUUUUGAUACAAAAAAUAAACUGUGGUCUUCCUUUUGUUUUGAAUUUUAAGUAUGCAAAGUUUCAUCAAGAUUGGAAUAAAACUGCAGAUUUGUUUAUCUGGCAGAUAGAUUUUCAAUUUCAUACAUAAAAUAAAUAGUUUUUAAUAUUUUUUUUUUAUGUUUUAAUUUUAUAUUUAUUAAAUUGAUUAAAAUAUUUUAUUUUAUCAUGUUUUAGUUGUUCUUAUUGGAGAUUCUGGUGUUGGUAAAAGUAACUUGUUGGCUAGAUUUACACGCAAUGAAUUUAAUCUAGAAUCAAAAUCUACCAUCGGGGUAGAGUUUGCUACAAGAAGUAUUAAGGUAUUAUAUAAUAUUAUGUAUUAUGAAUGGUAUUGUUAUAAGUUUUCAUUUUUAUUUUAUUUUAAUAAUAUGCAUUUAUAAUGUAUAUUUUAUGUACUUAUGUAUUGAAUAAAUGUGUAUCAGUAUAAGUGCCAUUAUAUUAAAAAUUGUCUUUAGGAAUUGUCUUAACUAUAAACAGAAUUAUUAAAACAGCAUAUAGGUUAUCUACUAAUAUAUUUUUUCAAAACUGCCAAUAAAAUCUUCAAAUAUAAAAAUAUAAACUUAUACUAAAUAUUAAUUAUCUCUUAACUAAAACAUAUUAAAUAUGAUGUUAGGUUAGGUUAAAAGUUGUCACAACUUUAUUUUUAAUGUAAUUUUAAUUGUUGUUUUACUACUGAUUGCAGUAUUAAUAGAGUAUAUCAAAUAAUAAACAUAUUGUGAAAUACAUAAUUUUAUUGUAUUCCUAUUGUUAUCUAUGUAUCUUUUUUUGUUUAACAAAGAAAGAUACUUAAGUUACUUAAAUUGAAUUGCUACUAGCGCUAAAAUAAAAUAAUAAUACUGUAGCAAUAUGUUUAUCUGCAAACUUAUUAAUAUUGACUUUUGGGUUUAUUUUUCUUCAAAGUUUUAUUACUAUUUGGUUUUUAUUUAUUAUUAAAAAAAUGUUAUUAGUAAAUAACAAAAUUUAAAAUGUUGCAAAAUUGUUUUAUUAAAAAACCUUUUAUGUUAUUUGCAAAUUAUGCCUACCAAUAAAAAAAUUAUUAAAAAUUGUUUUAUUCUUACACCAAUAUAAUAUUUUUAUGUUAUUUUAAAAAAAAUAGUAAAUGAAUAUUGUAUUAUAUAUAUAAUGUUUAUAUUUUUUGUAUACAUCAUAUAUUAAUAUAAUAAUAAAUUAAUAAGAUAAUUAGAAGAUGUAAAUAACUAAUACAACUUCUGCCAAAUGUAUGAUAGUAGUUCUAAAAAUAUAAAUAAUCAGUGUUCUAUAAUAUAUUGAAUACAAGGUUCUCUUUAAAUUUGAAGUCAUUAAAAGUAUCAUUUUACUAAAUAAUUACUAGUUUUCUAAAUAGGUAAAUAAGAAAAUGAUCAAAGCUCAAAUUUGGGACACUGCAGGACAAGAACGAUACAGAGCUAUUACAUCAGCGUAAAUAUUAUUUUUUAUAAUAUUGAAAAUACAACAUGUUGGAUUAAUUAAAUGUUAACUUUUAGUUAUUAUCGAGGAGCAGUAGGUGCACUGUUGGUAUAUGAUAUUGCCAAACAGCUAACUUAUCAAAAUGUGGAACGAUGGUUGAGUGAACUUCGUGAUCACGCUGAUCAAAACAUAGUCAUUAUGUUAGUAGGCAACAAGUCAGAUUUGCGUCACCUAAGAGCUGUGCCAUCAGAUGAAGCUAGAGCAUUUGCCGAGGUCAAUAACUUGUCAUUUAUAGAGACUUCUGCUCUUGAUUCAACCAAUGUUGAAACUGCUUUUGAAAACAUAUUAACAGGUAUAUAAUCAUUUUUAUUUUAUAUUAAAUUUAAAUUAGAAUUUUUAUGACUUACUCAAAAAUAUACAUAUAUAAUAUAUUAAGCUUAUAUUUGUUUGAUAUAUUAAUUUUAAAAUAUAAACUUGUAGGUUACUAUAUUUAUUAGCAACAUAUGGUUAUUUUAUAUUUAUUGCUUAUCUUCUAAAGCUUAUGUAUUUGGUCAUUGUCACUGAUAAGCUGUCUGUCAAAAUGCUUAAUAUGUGUAAUUUGUGCACGUGUGCUAUAUAUAUUUAUUAAGGUUUAUAACUAUUGUCAUAAUUUUACUGUAAAUUCUUUAUUUAAAUAUAGUGAAUAUAAUUAAAGAACUUUAAAUUAAUAAGAUAGAUAAAGAAAACAUUUUGUAAAUUUAAUAAAUUGUUAUAUUAGUAUUUCUAAAAAAAUCCAGAAAAAAAACAAAUUUGAUAAUUUAUAACAUUGAUUGAGUAAAAGCUGUACAGUUAAUUUUCAUGUAAAAAAUAUAUAUAUGUAGAUUUGCUGUACAUACUAUAUUUACUGCAUGCAUUUUACAUAUGUUAUACAGUUUUGAAAUAUUUUAUUUAGAUAUAAGAGGUGGUAUUUCCAUUACUUAUAUAGUUGAGUACUAAGGUGCAUAAAGUGAAAUUUUGGUUUAAGAUUUUGAUAUCACCAUAUGAUAAAUAAACAUUUUACAUUUUCAUAUGAAAUUAGUUAAAAAAAAAAAAAAACUACUUAUAAAGAUUUUUGUCCCAAAACUUUUUCACAGGGUAAACAGCUUUAUAGGGAACCAAUUUUGAUCAUUAUAUAUAUAUUUUUUUUCAAGAAUUUAUACAAGUUUCUUUAGACUUAGAUUUUGAAAAUCUUAUUUGCUUGAGGCUUGAGGCCCUCAUACACUAUGAUAAAAUAUAACAGUUUUCAUUGUCACAAUAAAAAUUGUGUUUAAAAUUAAGACUCGUUAGAUAUAAAAACUGGUGUGUUUCAUUAUCAGUUUUGAUUGAUGUGUUUUAUUGUGACAAUGAAAACCAACUUAUUCAUUGUAGUGUAUGUAUAUGUGGUUCAAAAUUAAUUCAAGUUUGAAUAUGACUGAUUUUUUUAAUUUUUUUUUUUUGUUUUUGAUACAAAAUUAAAAUUGAAGUUCAUUGCACUCUAUAGAAAGUUCUCUUUUAAAUAAAAAUAAAACCGAAAUCGGAUGUUUAUAUAAACCAGGAAAUUUCACCUUGUAAAACAUGUAUUGAAACAUAGAAAAUAGGUCGUGCACAGGUACGGAAAAAUUAAAACCAAUUUAAAUUUUGUUGAAAGUUAUUAAAAUAUUAAUUGUAAAUGUUAAAAAUUUAUUAUUAGCAAAUUUUAACGAUUUGUAAAAAAUCAUAUCAGGCACCUUAAUACAGUUUUCAAUAAAUAUUUGUUCAUAAUAAAACAGCUUAAUAGAUUUCAUGUAACAAAAGUUUAGAAUUUGCAUUAUUUAUUGAACGCUUGAAAAGUUAUUCCUUUUUAUGUAAGUAAUUGUUAUAGUUUAGUUAAACGUAUGUGUAAACCUAAUUUCAUCUACCAUAUAAUGAGUUUACUUUGUUUAUUUUAUUAUUUUAUACCAUAAUAUGAUCAUAGUUGAUAUUUAAUUAAAUUGCUUCUGAAUGAUGUUUUAGUUGUAUGUAUUGUAUUAUUUUGGUACUGAGUAGAUUUGUUUUUGUUUUUUUUUCGUUGGGUUUUUCAUCAUUCUUCAGAAAUCUAUAACAUCGUGUCUCAAAAGCAAAUGAGAGACCCUCCUGAGGGUGAUACGAUACGGCCCACAAACAUUGAGCCAAUUGACGUCAAACCUACAGUCAACUCUGACAACGUCAGGAAACAAUGCUGCCAAUCAUCAUAGAUCAGGUUUGUUUUACAGGUUGCUGAUGAAAAUAUGUAGGUUUUUUUUUAAUCUAACCAUAUAUUAUUUGACAAAUGUCCCAAGAUAAAUAUUUUAAUAUAAAUAGUGGAAUUGAGUUUUCAAUUUUAUUUUAUCAUACAGAAAUCCAUCGCAAAGUAUCAGCUCGUCAAAUGGAUAGUAUGGAUGGGGACGAAAUUGACAAAGUGUGUAUGAAGCCAAUCAGGAUAGAUGCAACUACAGCAAACACAAAUGAUUCGGCUGCAUUCCAAAUUAAACAGUUCUGCUGCAAUGCGUCAGCUUGAGUAUCAAAAUUUAAGUCCACCCUUAGGUUUUAUAAGUGUUGUCCCCCUUUCCAUAUUUUAUUUUAUUAUUAUUUUGCAGUACAGGUUUUUUUUUUGUAUUUAAGUUAUAUUAAAAUGUUCUUACUUGCUUCUCAUUUUGGGGCUCUUAUCUUUUUUCAUUAUUUAAUUACAAAUUAUACUUAUAAUUCGAUGUACGUUUAAUAUUUUAUAAUCGUUAAUUAUAUUAUUGAUAUUAUUUUUUUUUUUUUGCAAACUACUAUUUUAAAUAUUCGAAUUAUAUAGUUUAGAUUUCAUUAUUGUUAUAAUGUUAUUGGUAAGUAUAAUAUCUGGAAAAAUUCAAAUGCAUCAAAAUUUUUAGUAGUAUGUCAAUUUUUUAAUCAAACUGCCACUUUAUAUUUUCUUUUAACCCCAAAGAAUAGUAGUCAUAAUAUAUUUCAUUCUAAGUACACACACUAUACAUUUUUAUCAUAAUUUCUAUUUCAAAUUUUAUAUUAUUUGGUUUUUAACAACCUGCAAAAUGUAAUCGGUAAUAUUAUUUUAUUAUAUUGUAUAUAAAAAUUUUAAAAUAAAAAUUGAUUAAUAUUAAAUCAUAUUUUUAGUUUAAAAAAUAGAACAAGUUUAUUUAGGCAAUAAACAAUAUUAUUGUAUUAACAAUUGUGUGUGGUUUAUUUAUUCCAAAGAUAUUAAAUUCUAACUUUAUCUAGAAGCUUUACUAUACAAAUCUAUGUAAGAAUUACUUUGUAAUGAUUAGUCAGAAAAAAUGUAUAAUAUCUUUUGAGUUGCUCCUGCCAGAGGUGUAGAAUCCCCGUUAGCCCCUUUCUCCUACCUAUUGACAUGGGAAAGGGAAACCCUAAUCGGCAGCUCUUGUCUAGACCCUGGCCCCUUCCCUGGACAUGAGGAUUAAGGAUACCUUCGUGGAAACUGUACAAUAUGUACAAUGUCACCCUUAGGGCAACAUACCGCUGUACCCGGAGACAAUUAUAGCCUAACCAGGCAUGUUACCACUUAACCUUACACAAUAAGCAUGAUCUAAUUAUGAUCAACAUUUUUUAUGGUCGGCUCACAUUUACUUACCCUUUCCCCACUAAUUUAUAAUAAUAGGUUG